Molecule: messenger RNA, 3495 nt
Organism: Laccaria bicolor S238N-H82
Lineage: Eukaryota; Fungi; Basidiomycota; Agaricomycetes; Agaricales; Hydnangiaceae
Product: siderophore biosynthesis regulatory protein
Exons: 9
Coding region: 1-2787 (928 amino acids)
Biological process (GO): negative regulation of transcription by RNA polymerase II; positive regulation of transcription by RNA polymerase II
Molecular function (GO): RNA polymerase II cis-regulatory region sequence-specific DNA binding; DNA-binding transcription factor activity, RNA polymerase II-specific; zinc ion binding
Source: RefSeq, a predicted model, not a curated record
AUGCACUCGCACGAAGCCAGUCAUCGCCUUGCAAGUACAUCGCGUGAUGCGUCUUCGGUAUUUUUGAAAUUGUGCACCUUCGACAGUGACAUAUACCUUCCGGAUUUGCGUAUCAAGGCACCUCAAGAUUCCGCCACUAGGGUUGUGGGCAAGUUGUGGGGAAAGUAUUGGGACUGCGACAUUGAUCACUACCGCAGCGCUGCUUCUGCUAAGAUCAACAUUGGAAGGCCUCGUGUAGUCAACUACAUGUGUGCCCUUUUUCUUGUUGCCCUUGCCUCUGAUCCCCUCAUCCCUAAAUGCCCUCUAUCCUCAAUCUCAAGUUCAAGCUAUCUUGAACAAGGGCAAAGGCUCGAGAACUUGAGUUGGAGGUUAUGGCACCUCCAGAACCUCAUGGUCGACACCGACAAUGCAAAGUCUAAGCGUGAGUUCAAGAAACUCUCCAAGUGCAUGGGCGACAAACUGGACAAGGAGAAAGGACGGAGCAUUGAGGAGCUCGAGGCUCCCGACUUCAAACGAAACCACUCCACCGAUAUGAUACGACAACGUGCUGUAGAAAAGGAGCGCAACCGCGAAGCCAGCCAGAACGCAAAGCCUGGUACCAUCAAGCGCAUGCAGUUUACCUUUAGCGUCGACCAGCUUGGCCCUGCCUCUAACAUCCCUGUCAAGAAACCCGACACAAAGCCAUCCUUAGAUCUGAGCAAGCGCACAAGGGCUACCGCUCGUGCUCAACCUGACAACAAUCACGAGAACAUUAUAAUGGCGGACGACGAGGGCAUUGAGAAGGAGCCUCCUAUUACUCAGCGCGGGCGCAAAGACGGCAGGAGCGCCAUCUCCCAGCCUUCUUCCACUUCCCUUCGUUUCCCUUCCUUGUUCAGUAACGAUUUUGGUCCCUCCGCAUUAUUGAACCCCUCUCCCACUUUUACGACACACAUGAACUACGGCGAAGGGCUUAACGCCUCAGGCAAUAACGAUUCUUUCUGCGUCUCGCGCCCCACUAUCGAGCUUCCCCUCGACGAGCUACUUCAUGGAGUCGAUUCUGCCGAUAGCCCUGACCUCUGGUCGACCAACACCACCACACUGCAUUUCCAAGAAGUUUAUUCCAAUAUCUCAUCUUCAUCUUCUUCCUCGUCCUAUUCUCAAGAUGUCGUCAUGUCCGCCAUCCCUGCACCCACGGUCUCCCAACGGUCGACGAAAAACACUUCUGUUAGCGACGACGAAGAUAGUGGCAACUCCAGUGACGAUGAGUAUCAUAGCCAGCGACGUCACACCACGCGCAGGACAAGCAAUCUUCAGAACAGUAACAACACUCAGAACCAUAACAACAGUCACUCCUUAAAGAACAUCCCACCCUUGUCACAGGCAGUCAAGGAGAUCCUUCCUGAGACAGUCUCACCAUCAAAGGUGAACCCUCUUUACGGGACGCGGGCCAACACACCUACAGGCAGGCCGACGUUGACCGUCAGGACGCAGGCGACACCCACUACACGCUCCUCUGGCCCAGGAGCGACCGCAACCAGCCUCAAUCCAGCUGUGCUCCGCAGCAUGACUGGUGGCGCAGCUGGCUCCAAUUCCGCACCUGGUGGUGUGAAGGCGGAGUGCUCUAAUUGUGGUGCUACUCACACCCCCCUCUGGAGGCGGGGGCUCAACGAUGAGCUCAACUGCAAUGCUUGUGGUCUUUAUUGCAAGUUGCACAAACGACCCCGUCCCAAAAGCAUGCGCAACACGCACGGUGAAGGUCGUGCUCAAGCAGCUCCUCGUCAGGAGACGGUCGAUGUUAUGACGGCUGCUCAGUGCUACAACUGUCACACUACGGCUACCCCCCUUUGGAGGAAAGAUGAUGAGGGUAAAACCGUUUGUAACGCGUGUGGGCUCUACUAUAAGCUCCAUGGCUCUGCGAGACCCAUUUCUAUGAAGUCCGAUGUUAUUCGUAAACGCUCAAGGCACGAUGCACGUCGUAGCGGACAGGCCAUGGAGGAUACCCCAUCUGCAAGUCCAGGUGUUAGCCGUCGCGCUUCCCCAGCUCUCGAUGCCUCCCCGACCCUUGCUCCCGACUCCACGACACAAAUGACCUACGAGUACUCAGAGGAGAUGGAUUAUCGCUCUACCCAAUCUGAGCUCAUCGGCGCGCUUGGAAAUGACCACAAUACGAACACCCUAUUCCAAAACGCGUUUCAACUUCAGUUUCCCGGUCCUUACCACCCGGACUAUCUCUCGCAACUCUACAACGUGCCUGCAGACACUCUGCCAUUCUCCUCCGUUGAGUCGUCGUCCUCCGAGGUUGACCCUAGCAUGAGCCCGAGGAGCAACAAACGCCGCAGAAUGAGCACAGAUUCGGCCUCUGAACCGCCGUCUUCGGCCAUAUCAUAUAGCUCAUACAACGAUGGCUACUCGUCUGCGUCAUCGGCGACCUCUCACUCCCAACGGUCUUCCAUGGAGUUUCCAUUUAGCAACUUCAACUCGGGGAGUACUUUUAACAAUGGGCCGGCCCUCCGGGGGUCUGGUAAUACCUUCUGGCACCCACCUAUGAUGCCCCAGGGCGAUAGUUCCCCUCACAUCUUUCAUCCACCCAUGCUACCCCCGGCGGGGUCAGAAGAGUCCCCAAUGGACUACCUCCACCCACCAAUGGUCCCCCAGGACGACGAGAGUCUUUUCUCAACAUAUCUUCAUCCACCAAUGGUCGUUCCUGAGGAGGGAAACAACCACCUGACGGGUGUGCAGAGUCAAAAUAUCUAUGGCGAUUAUUCGCAUGGUCAUGACUACUACGACGCCAGUAUGCAAGUGUACUAAGCUCUGCAAUUUCGUCAAUGUUGGUGGGGUGUUCGUCGACAAUCUCAUCGUCCUUUUGUCGUUGGGGCAGAUAGCUGUUUUGUUGUUGUCUUAUUUCUUCAUUUUUGUGGACAUUCCUCGCUCUUGCAUGACUACUAUAUAUCUCGGCGGCACUCUCUGCUCACGGCCCAUCACGAUUUUAUCACACUCUAGGUUAAAUUAGACAGGCAUUUUGCUCUUUGCAGCAUGGUCCUUUCCAUCAUCAUCAUCAUCGUCGUCCUCUUCCUUAUCGCAUUGCUCUCGAGCUCUCGUCGCAGGCCAGAUCGCUCUAUCAUCAUCGUCUCCAGCAUUUCCUGCAUCAUCCAUCAUCUCAUUGGUUAUGGCUUUCCAUCCUUCAAAUGGUUCUUGCCCUUCUUUCUCUGUACCAACCUUUGAAUGCUCUUCCUCUUCACGAUAUACAAUUCAACAUCGAACGCACUACCAUUCAACAUGCUUGCAUUUGAUCCUGCUCAACACAACCUUGCAAUUACGGUACCCCCGUUCUUCACAUCUCUCGCUUUCUCUGUUGUAUAUCGCCGCGAAGGACUUGCGCGCUUCCAAGCCCCCAAAAGAAACAAAUUAUAUAAAUAUUUUUGGCUGUACACUACCCUUGGCUUUUGACGUAGUAUUAAAUAUACUGCAUAUCAAUGUAAAUUAUGCAAAGCCACCCCAAAAGAUAUCCUUGUCUAC